Messenger RNA from Manihot esculenta (cassava), 2825 nucleotides. RefSeq lists its product as uncharacterized. The coding region runs from base 165 to 2627 and encodes 820 amino acids. NCBI's taxonomy places the organism in Eukaryota, Viridiplantae, Streptophyta, Magnoliopsida, Malpighiales, Euphorbiaceae. The transcript has 5 exons. The record is from RefSeq and is a predicted model, not a curated record.
CGCUUUAUAAAAAAGUAAAAAACACCAAAUACUCCUUUCGUAAUUUUCUCCAUCUUCUUCGAACCCACAUUUUUGUUAUUCAUACAUCUCCUUCACUUGAUAUCUUUAACCAUUUGUGUCCGUAAUUCUUUCCUCGAGAGCUAUCCCGAAAGGUUAAUCUGGCAAUGGAUCUUGGGUGCCUCGACUUGGGUUGCGUCUCUGUGUUAGAUAAGCACAGCACUGAAAUCGCUGUUGAUUCUCAAACGGUAGAACGCGAUAUCCGCGAAACUGCAGCUUCAGCUAGUAAGACUGGAAAGAAUAGAUCGCCGAAAGGGGUUGGCCAAUCAACAUUGAAUGCUCUUAACAAAUUUACAUCACAAAUUAAGAAGCCCACUCAUCGUAAGAGUUCUCCUAUCAACUGGUUUCCACGCAAAAAGGUGGACUCCUACUUGAAGAGGAAAAUCAAAAUGCUGCAGGAAAUAGAUGGCAUGAAUUCAACACUUGAUGAGACACUUGGAGAUUCUAAUCCACAUUAUUCAAGAGUCUUGAGAGAAAAAAUUGCAGCAAGGGAGGCAGCACAUAGAGCAAUGGAGGCUCGAAAGGCUGCAUUGGUGGAAGCAUCUUGGUGUAGAAUACUUCGAGCGGCCAGGAUCCAGAGCAAAGAAGCAGAAGAACUUGUGCUAAAGGCAGAGAAAAAUGCAACUGAAGCUUUUGAAGCAGCUACAGCCAUGGGGGUGAUCAUGUAUGAUAUGCCAAAUUGCCCCCGGAAGCCUAGUCAAAUUGAAACAUCUACAAUUAAUGGAGGAAGAUCUACCACUCAUACUGUGACAGCAUCAUUUGAAACAGCAUUUGAUGUAGAUAAAGAAGUAGCUGCAGCAGUAAAAAUUGCAUUUACUAGGCUUGCUACCUGUCCCUCCUUUAACAAAGAUGAAGUCAAAGAGUUGCUGUGCAAAAUAAGUCAAAAUCCAGAUAUGGAGGAUAAUCAUCAGGAAUUAUCUUCAGAACAUGAAUCAGAGUCGGGGUCGGAACCUGAAACAGUAUCACAAAAUGUUGGCUUUAGUGCUCCAGAAGAUGACUUUAGUGCUAUAGAGACAAGACAAAGGAAAUGCAAGAAAAGGAGGCAGUCAUUGGAAAAGCUUAAUAUGACAAAACUUGUGGAUAUUAUGCUUGAGAGGCUCAGAUGCUUGAAAGAAGAUGAACUUUCUUCUUUGGCCACUAUAGUGGCAACUUGUGGAUUAAAUGCUGCCUUAGCAGAAGUGGAGAGCAGUAAGCUGCAUGAUCCAGGCACUGCAACUGAUUGUACCUCAAAUUUUAACAUUCCUCAUAGAAUGUCUUCUGCAGGUCCAGGAACAAUGAGAUUCUCAAAUCUGGAGCAUACGAGAAGGAAGCAAGCUGAGACAGAACUCCCAAGUCUAGACAAGUUUUUGGUUAAGCACAUGUCAAAAUUAGAAAGGGAGGUGCAAGAAGCUAAGAAUAGCAAGAGGAAUGGAUCUGUACAAGGUGAUUUAGAGAAUAAAGAUAAAAAUGACAAUGGAAAGGUCAAUUCAGAAAUAGAACAUGAUCCUCUGCCCGAUUUAGGGAGUAUUCUUGUUAAGCAUUCCUCUAAGCUUGAGAAAGAGAUUGAAGAAACAAAGAAGAAUAAGGGGCAAAAUUUUGAAGUUGCUCAAAAGAAACCAGUAAAUGAGGUCAUUCCUGACCUGGGAAGUAUACUGAUGAAGCAUUCAUCAAAGCUUGAAAAGGAAAUUCAACAGAUAAGAGAGAAUUCUGAAAAUUUAGAUGGCAAGGAACAUGAAAGAGCACCAGAUAAGGUGGUUAGUCGAAGAAAAGAAGAUGUUCCUGAAGUCCCCAGCCUGGAUAAGUUUCUGAUAAAGCAUGUGUCAAGACUUGAAAAAGAGGUUCAGGAAGCAAAGAACAAAAGGAAAAAUGACCUGUUUGAAGAAGAUAGGAUGAUUAACUCGAAUAAGAAAGUGAAUUCAUCCACUUCAAGUUCAGAAGCUGAGAAAAACACCUGGUCUUCUGAUGGAGAAAGGGCAGAUAAAGAAAAUGUUGACUUGAACAAGGAUCCUGAUGUGUCUGUAACCUGCUCAGAACAGGAUACUAAGGCAGGAAAUAAUGAGUCAGAAGACAGCUUGGGCUCUAUCUUGGUGAAGCCAGUGCAUAGACUGGAGAGGGAGAAAAUGCAAGCCUUGACAUUGAAAACAAGCAAUGUGAAUAGGAGGCACCAAAAUAAACAUGGAGGAAACUCUGUUAAAGAUUAUGAAAGCUUGGACAAGGUUCUAGUGAAGCAUGUAUCUAAACUAGAGAAAGAGAAAAUGGAGUUCAGUUUGAAGGGAGAAGAGCUAAAGAUGAAGACAAAUGGCAGAAAUGUGCAGAUGCAGAUGAGUGAAGAAGGUGGGCUGGACCAAAUAUUGGUUAAACAUAAAUCAAGACUUGAGAGAGAGAAGAUAGCUUUCUCUCAGCAACCUGGAGACCAGAUCAGAUUCUCUGUAUCUCGUAGAGAAACAAGGGAGAGAGAGUUGCAAGAAGCAUGGGGAGGCUUAAGUUUAGGCAACUCCAUCAGGCCACAUCUAUCCAAGCUUGAAAGGGACAAGGCCGCUUGGAUUAAAGCUGAAGAAGAGGAAAGAAGGCAGGCAACAAAGGAAGUGUAAUUUCUUUCUGUCAUGUCUCCCUUUUGAAUCUUAACUGGACAAUGUGUAUAUUUUUUGAAUAUGUUUCUGAACCUGUACUGGAUGAGCUAGCUAGCUAGCUAGCUCUUCUUCUUAUAUGUGUCGUCGUUCUUUGAAUCGUGGCAUCCCUUUUGUUGGUGCCUGUUAAUUUCAUCCCAAAAUGUUCCAAGUGAUUCCUAA